Passer domesticus (house sparrow) is the source of this 4530-nucleotide messenger RNA. It is a transcript of the gene NHEJ1, whose product is annotated as non-homologous end joining factor 1. Gene Ontology annotation, molecular function: DNA end binding. NCBI's taxonomy places the organism in Eukaryota, Metazoa, Chordata, Aves, Passeriformes, Passeridae. Gene Ontology annotation, biological process: double-strand break repair via nonhomologous end joining. Bases 157 to 1083 code for a protein of 308 amino acids. Gene Ontology annotation, cellular component: DNA ligase IV complex; nucleus. The transcript has 6 exons. The record is from RefSeq and is a predicted model, not a curated record.
CUGCGGCCCCGCUGAGCCCGCGGCCUGCGGGCACCCCGGGUGUUUGGGGGGCUGGAGCCCGCCGCAGGGAGGAGCGGGAAGCAGCGGUGGCCGCCGGCUCUCGGCCGUGUCGCUGCCGGCGGGCACGGCGCGGCUCGCCGGGAGCGCGGGGAUGGGAUGCCGCAGCCCGAGGAGGGUGCAGCGCCCAGCCGCCCGCCCGGGGCCGGCGGGCAGCCCCAGCGCUCGUUUGGGGGCAGAGGUCUUGCCGUGUUAAAUCCACCCAGCAGCGGAUCAGCCGGGGAGGCAGCAGUUCCUGCUGGAGCAUCUGGGGUGCUUAUUGUGAGCUGCGGCAGGACCUGCCCUGCAGCAAGCUCAAAACACAUGCCCCAGCUCUGCUGCUUGCAUAUGGAGAGCUCCGAGGAGCUGGAAAGCAGCCUCCUGACCCAGCCCUGGGCUUCUGUUCGCUUUGGCGAGUCCACUUUCCUUGCCAAAGUGUGCUUCAGGGAUACUGGCUAUAUCCUGCUGAUCUCUGACCUCAGCAGUGUUUGGUACGAGAGUGCAGGCGUCGAGGCUGUGGGACAAAGGUCCAAGGAGCUGAACAAGCGGCUGACUGUCCACGUGUCCUCCUUCCUGAACCACCUGUGCAGCUUGAUGUGUCCCUUGCUGGCAGGGCAGCCAGGUGCCACCACUGCCUUCUCCUGCCAGCGCUCUCCCAGUGGCCUCAGGCUGCACGUGAAAAGCGAGCUGUCAGGACUGCCCUUCUACUGGGACUUCCACUGCUGCCCCGCUCCCUUGGAGAUGGUGUUCCGUCACCUCGUGCGGCCCCUGAUUCAGAUGAACCUGGCGCUGAAGUGCCAGGUGCAAGAGCUGAUUUCCCUGCUGCUCCAGAAGGAUGCCGAGAUUGAAGAUUACAGGGAGAGUGGGGCCACUCUCAGCAGAGGCCGCCUGCGGACAGAGCCCUUCCGGGAGGAGACGUUUCAGCAGAACUUCAUGGCUGAGAUUUUUCACAGCUGGUUUCCUGGGAGCAGCUCUAGAGGACAGCGAGGAGGUCAAGGAGGUCGUGCUAACUUACUCACCUGGUGCCAAAAUGGUAGCAUGCAGUGAGGCUGAGAAACAGCAUUGUAUCCUGCUUAGACUGGAAAUAAGAGAGGAAAAUGCAGAGCCCAUCUGGGAAAGAGAGAGUAAAUUCUUUUCUGUAGACUUCUCCUGCUGUGUCCUUCAGGCUCUGUGAAUGAGAUCUCAGCCUGUGAGAUAUGUGCAAGCCUGUGGCACCUCUUGGGAUUUCUCCCAGGAGCAUCAGUGUCAGUAUCAGACACCUGGUGAACCAAUGGGAAAACUGGCCAUCCUGAGGGACAGAUGACUGUGCAGAGCAAGGGAUGGCAAUGCCAAAGAAGGGAUGGCCAUGCUGAGGAAGGAAAGACUACACCAAGGAAGGGAUAACUGUACUGGAGAAGUGAAGACCAUACUGAAGUAGAAAUGACCAUGCCCAGCAUGGGACUGUGGAUGGACUGGUUCCCCAGCAGAAGAUGCUGUCAUGGAUGGAGAGGGAAAGAGGCAGAGCCUCCUUCUCAGCUGAGAGGAAGGCUAAAAUACCCUGAGUCCUUGGGAACUCUGCUUGCUUCCCGGGGAUACUGUGCUUGAUGCAGAGGCCACUUGGUCAGACAGACUCUCACCUCAGUAAGGAAACCUCUCUGGGCAUUUGGACGCAGUACCUUUCCUGGGACUUCCUGCUGGUUCUUCAUAAUCAGUCUCCAAGUAGCCAACAUCUGCUGUCCAGUGCCAAACCAGCCAGAGGGACUCAGGGCCUGGAGAGGGCAGUGGCUGAGCCCUCUGACAGGGCCGCUCUUUGCAAGGAUGGGCUUUACACGACUUCCUCCCCAGCACUGGAGAAGGUCCUUCAGAGGAUCCCAAAUUCCGGCUUGGAGGGACUCUGAGGCGCUUCUGUGCCCAGCUGCCCGCUCUUGCAGUCCAGCUCUGGCUCCACUGGGCCUAGAGCCCUUCCCAACCCCAUCUUAGACAGACGGAUAUCCCAAAACCCACUGGUCCCAGGGGCUCCCACUCUGGGUCCCUCUGGCUGAAUGAGGUGGUGUGCGUGUGCCCAGACUGUCCCCUCCUGUGACUGUACAGUACACACAGCUAAAUAUAUGUCCGUGCAGAUACAGGAACUCAGAGGGGCUGAGUGAUGCUCCUUUUCUAUACCUCUUUUCAUGGGGAGAGUUAAUGAGAUUCAUGUCAUUAAAGGGCUGAUGUUUUGUGGGAUGGGAACCUUUUAAACGGGAUGUGUCCUGGCUUAGUCAUGGCAAAUAUUUACCAAAAAAAAAAAAAAAAAAAGGGAAAAAAAAAGAGAAAGAAGGAAAAAAAGGGACAUACCAUAUAAAAUUAGAGUUCUGAAAAUAGUAUUUAGACCAAGUGAGAGAGAGGAACCUAAAACAGAAAAUACAGCCCAGUCUGUUCAGGAGUCAGGGGAAGAGAGAGUGGGGAGGCGGGGGAAAGCCAGAGAUAAAACGAGAGAAACCUCGGCAGUAAAAACAGCAUCUUGGUAAAUAGACUAUUAAAAAAAUUCUGACCCGCUUUAUGGCUUUCUUGGCUGCCGUUCAGCUGUGCUGCCCUGGCCGGCACGGAGGGAAGGUAGCAGGAGCCGGCGUCUGUGUGGAUGCUCAGAGCUCCGGGACGCGGCUUCCCCCCACCCCCGCCCCGGAGCAGCCGCACAGGGCGUUAAAUUUAGCCACAUAAUGAUGGCCCUGAGGAGGCAGCCUUUUGUAGCCACACUAUAAUUACUGCCUCGCUUAUAAAUUUUAUUUUUCUUAUUAUGUUUCCUCCUCCUCCUCUGCUGGGGAAGGGGUGGAGGGGUCUCCCACACCCCCGUCAAAGCCACAGCUCUCUGGAGGGAAGGGGGCACCAUGGGAUAUAGGGGAAGGUGGGCACGACUGCCCCAACCCUGCACUGCUCUCCUGCCCCCGUGCAGGGCUCAGCCCUGCGUUUGGGGAGGGGGAGGUGUGGAGCUAAGCCCAGUGUGGUAGGGGCCCUGAAGCAUCGGUGUCUUGACCCCCCUGAUACUUAGCCUCACCCUCUCAGGCUGCUUUGCAGAUCGACUUGUGCAGGCAGGACCAGGGGAUGUCUGCUGGGGCUGUGAGCCCGUGUCACAGCCAGGCAGCCGGGAUCCCCAGCAGGCUGCUGGGGAUGCAAGGAGAAGCCGUCUGGCCCUGCUUGGCGGGUCACCGGCUCCAGCCCUGCUGCUCGCAGAGGUGGGAAAGGCAGGGGGUACGGCUCCUCUGCGGGCCAGUGCAAGCGGGGGACAGCUUCAGGCCGGGCAAGAACGUGCCAGAAAAGGUCUCGUUCCCCUCUUGUUUUCCCAAAACAAAGGAAACAGCCUUGCAUUGCUGGAAGUCGCGUGCUUGGGCUGUGCUAGCUUGUUAUCAUCCGAUAACCUGGCGACCUGGGAGCUGCCCUGCUCCUCACCCGCCGAGCCCGCGCUACGGGAUGCGAACAGCUUCCGCAUGAGCUGCCCUUUGCAGAGAUCCGUUUUCCGCUUCCCGGCCUGGGGGGGACAGUGGUGGGGGUGCCAUGAUGGCCCUGGCUGGCCCCAGGCUCACCGUGUGCCACAUGCCUGGGAGAUCUGCCCCGGCAGGUGGUGAUGGAUGGUGAGGGCAGAGGAGAUGCAGAGAUAGCAAGUGCCUUGGCACGGCCCAGGUGCUGCCAUCCUGUGUGCAGCGUGGAAGGAGAUUUGGGAUUCUGCUGUAUUUUGCUUUCUCACGUGCAAAUUCCCUGAGAGCACCGUGGCCAGGCUUUGCUGUGGAGCAGGAUGGGCAGUGUGCAGGGCUGGGGGUGGCAGGGGUCCCUUGGGGCAUACAGUGGUGCCUUCAGGGAAAGAGCCCUUGCAAACUGCCAAGGAAGGCUGCCCAGCAGCAGGACUGCCUGCUUUCCCUUCUCCCAGACUCUUGCCUUGGGGAGGAUGCAGUGAUGCCAAGCUGCCCUGGAGACUUUGGUGGGACUGGUGGUCACAGUGGUGUUCAUCUGUCACUGUGGGGACAUGCGUGGGAGAGCAUCUCCUUGGCAGAGCUGUGUAUGGGGCACGUGCAGAGCCACAGCAGUCUCACCCAGCAGUGCCCAGGGGAGCUGCCUCAUCCCAAAGCAGCCCCUUUCUCCUGCCCUGUGCUACAACGGCUCUGUUCAGCACAACGAUGACCUGAAGCAACCUCCAUCCCUCGCUCAAGUACCCGUUUCAGGGCAGGUAGGACAAUACUAAAUCAACUCCUUUAAAGCCUCCUGACCUGCAGCCCCACGGACGUGCCGGUCUCCAUCCCUCCCUCAUCUCCUGCGGGCACACUGGGGUCUGGUGCUCUGGCCAGCUGCCCGGGCACGGGGCUGCCUCGGCUGCUGGCCAGGCAGCUCCUGGCCUGCCUGGGUCUGUGCCCUGACCCUCCACCCACUGCGGGGUCCGUGGCUUGUGCCAGGCGCCAGGGAUUCAGCACCGAGGUGGUCGCAGGCGUCCCCGGGGACAGCAGCCACCACCUCACUGGUGGUGGCUUGGGAGCCUGGAGAGCUCUGUGG